AUGGGCAGCUCAUUCUUCAAGUCUUGGAGCGCACAAAGACACCAGCCAUUACUAUCCAUUCCAGCAUACCUGACAUUGACCCUAUUGCUGCUCUCGUCACCCGUCGCAUCAAUAUGGCCGUUCUCGCCGAAACAGUUCACGAAGAACUCUCUCCUGGAUGCGGGCUUACUGGGCAUUAAUGACGGGGAUCGGAUAGUCGCAUUUGGAGACUUUAAUGGGGACCAGUUCUUGGACGUCCUGUCAGUAGACUCGGACCAGCAGACUUUGUCUGUGUACCUCUGGCAACACGAUGUGUUUUCAUUCAAGAAAGUCUCAUCGGUGCGACACCCGUGGCCUAUUCAUAAUGUCAUCCCAGGCGAUUUCACGCACGACGGCAAGCUUGAUGUGCUUGUCAUGAGCUCAAAUCGCGCUUCUUCAGAUAGACUAGAUAUGACUCUCUACACAGGUAAUCACGACGGUACAUUUGCGUCAGACUCUAUUUCAGUCGCAUCUUCGACGCUCUCAGAACCCAUACCAGUUGAUAUCGAUGGAGACAUGAAAAUUGACCUGUUGGGCACUGCAUAUUUGCAAGGAACUUAUACCGCCCCCUUCACAGUCUGGCGGAAUAUCUGGAAUGCGUCGCAGAGUCCACCAACGCUGUUCGAACUUAUUGACCCUCCUUUUACUGGAAACCAGUGCACGCUCGCCAAUCCUCACAGCAAUGCUGUGAUUGAUCUCAAUGGUGAUUGUUUAGCAGAUAUCUUUCUGGUAUGCCAGGAUAGUUCGGGGAAGAAGUCAUACCAGAUCUGGGUUAAUAACAAGGACUCUGGAUUUUCGUUAGACCAGAGCGGUGACCUACCUUCUGGGACGCAGGGGAUAUCUUUUGCUGACGUCGACAGGGAUGGCACUAUCGACAUGGUAUUUCCCUCAUGCUCAUCCGUUUCCUCAGCUGGCGUGGGCUCUGGCUGUUUUAUCAACAUAGCGUACAACAAACAAUUACCGUUGUGUACUUCCCCAACAUCCCCUGCCAUAGGCAAACAAGGAAGGCGAACCUGUCGGCGACCAGAGGAGCUGUGCACUGCUGACCCAAACUUCAAGUUCGAUUUGAGUACAGGAAGCGAAAACGACGCAUACGUACAGAUACCACUCUCAAACCUUCUUCCCUCCUCUCCCACGAGCUCUCUUCUAGUCCUCGAUACCACAUAUUCUCCGUCUAUCCCUCUGCCCGUCAAGCUCGGAGACGCUAACCUUGAUGGAUUUCCGGAUCUCCUCCUCAUUGUCUCGAACCCCUCUGAUCAAUCACGUACACCCAAACUAUUAUUUUCCGAGCCUUGUACUAAGGGCCUGGGAGGAUGCGACGAAAAGGGGAAUGGCAGGAGGGGCUUCAAACUUGUCACGAAGGGUGCUGAGUCUUUGGAAGCUGUGAAGGACGCACGCGGAGUCUCGUUUUUGGAUAUGGAUGAGGAUGGUACGCUGGAUAUUAUCGUGCAGCGAAAUGGGCAGCAAAAGCAAGGCAGUGUAUUGUUUGUCCAGAACAAUUUUUAUUAUGAUGCGUUCUUUUUGAAUGCUAUAGUGCUAAAUGGUGCAUGUAAUAAUGGAUGGUGUACGGAUUCAAACGGCUCGACGUACUCCCCCUUUGGCGUGAGCUACUCUGGUGCAUCGUAUAAAUACACGGUUCUUGACACUUCUGGCCGUCGUACCGCUGCUCAAGUCGGGCAACUUCCUCAAACUUCUUACCAUUCCCUUCUGACGCCAUAUUCAUUCUUCGGGCUCGGGCGCACCAACAAUUACAUCGAGAACCUGUUUGUCGGCUCAACCAAGCACACACAGGAACAUUUCAUCAAUAUGGAAGGCGUCAUUCCAAACUCGCGCGUCGUCAUCCACCCUGCCCUUGGUGAUGGGGCAUGGCGAAGGGAGCUGUUCCUCCGGCCAGGGGCUUGGGUCCCAUGGGUAACGCUUACAGUCGUAGCUGCAACCUUCAUUUUGGCAGGCAUUGUCUUCGUACUGCACCUGAAUGAGAAGAGGGAGGAUGAGCUGGAGCGGAGGAGAGCAUCGCAUCAUAUCAAUUUUGAUGCACUGUAA
Molecule: messenger RNA, 2061 nt
Organism: Suillus discolor
Lineage: Eukaryota; Fungi; Basidiomycota; Agaricomycetes; Boletales; Suillaceae
Exons: 11
Coding region: 1-2061 (686 amino acids)
Cellular component (GO): plasma membrane
Source: RefSeq, a predicted model, not a curated record